ACGUUGGCAGCAUUUCUACAAAAUUUGUCCUAAACUGCUAUUGAAAAUUUAUCCUCAUUUGUCCAAUUGUUUAUUUUUUGUCAACAAAUUAACGUCCGUAAAAUUUUUGUUGCAGUUAAUGAUUAACUAGUAACAAUUGAACGCUGAAUAAAAUUCUUGCAACUAACCUCAAAUCAUCAACAUGCUCCAUGAAACACUAAUUCACUUGUGGCACAAAUCUGAAGAAUCAGAGUUGUCAAAUUUAUAUGAACUACAGGAAUUUCUUCACCCUGGGGAGAAAGAACUGCUUCAACAUAUUAUGGAAAUAGCUUCUAACUACCACUGGAUUGUGGCGUUCUGUAAAAAAGUACAGCAAACUAAAACUACUGAUUUUGGCCAAGUGAAUGAAGGCAGUAUACAGCUAACUCCCCAUGGUUUAUAUAUUAAAGCGUUCGGAAAUGGGGUGCUCGAUGUUUUGGGGGAUUACCGAAAUGAGAUUGUUCGCCUGGAAGAGUCUUUUUUACAAAAUCCACAGUUACCGCUUACUUUCAUAUUCAGUUGUUUGGAAAAGUAUCAAGUUUUGUUUAAUAUGUUGAAGUCUGUUAUUGAUGUCUUACAAAAGGAAAAUCUGCACGGGUGUUUGUUAAUGGGGAGGUUGCAUAAGUACAUUUAUUGUGGUGUUGAUUGUAUUGUGAAUGCCGCUGAAAAGAUCACCCAUUCUUUUAAUGUUAUAUUCUAUCGACAUUUGUGUAAUUGGAUAAUAUAUGGAGAUCUAGUCGAUAUUGAUAAUGAAUUUUUUAUAUGUGAUGGAAAAUGUUGGGAUGAGGAUUUUUUGUAUCCUGAACAAAUGGAUGAAACUUCCAUGUGCAGUUCAUGGUCAGCUGUGGACAGAAUUAGGAACAGAAUCAGAAGACCUCCACCAGUAAGAAAAUUUUAUAUUAACUGGAACAUGGUCCCUAUGUUUGUAACAAUAGAUACAGCUGAAAGUAUACUCUUUAUGGGGCGGAUUGUGUGGAUUGUGCGAAACGACCCCAAAAGAGUAACAGACGAUCAAUAUCAAACUAAAUAUCGAAGAGACAUUUGGGAAGGAAAAGACAUAGAGUACUACAAGAAAAUUCAGGCUCUAGAGAAGCAAACUUUCGAUCAAGUGGAGUUUCAAAGAGCAAUAGAAGAAUGUAGAAUAAAAUUGACCAAAUAUUUGUGGUCAGUCAUGUUGGAUGAGGGCAAUUUAAAACAACACCUGCAACUCAUUAGAGACUAUUACGCACUAGGAAGAGGAGAGCUUUUCCAUCAGUUUAUAGCUGUGGCAGAAAAUCACAUAAAGAGUACAACGCUAGACCACAACGCUUACAAUUUAAAUUUCAUUUUUUUGGAAACUGCGAGGAAAAUAUAUGGAGAGAACGACAAAACGUACUUGCGCUUUGAGCUCAGCACUUCAAAGUCAGAAGCAACAAGCAACCCGUGGUCCAAAUUGCAGCUCAAUUUUGAAAUUAAUUGGCCACUACAUAUAGUGUUCCACCCAAAGUCGAUGGAACUAUAUAAUAAAUUAUUUUGCUACCUGUUAAGACUGAGCAAAACUCAAAUACAUUUAAAUAAGUUGUGGCAUUCACACAUGUCUGGGAAACAAAACAUAGAUCGCCGCGUGUGGACCUUACGCCAACACUUGAUUUUCUUAGUGAACAACCUACAGUAUUAUUUACAAGUAGAUGUGAUUGAAGCUCAAUUUUCUCUACUUUUAAAGGCGGUGGAAAACGCUAAUGAAUUUGAAGACAUUAUUAAAGUUCAUCACGAAUUUAUUAGUAAUUUGUUGGCGCAGACUUUUGUGUUGACGCCUGAUGAAGGUCACACAUACCAAAACAAACAUCACUUGCACCAAAUGCCUGCGGUGCAGUUUAAUGUACCCAGCAAGGUUUAUAACGUAAUCAUCCGUUUGUUGGAGUUGUGUGAUAGUUUUUGUGUCAUAGCCAGUACCUGGGGGAUUGAAUUAACUGAACCUGAAGUAAUGGAACUGGAAGAGUUCCAAAAACGUACAGAUACAAUUGUGGAAUCACUGCUUUUCAUUCUUUACAGACUGCAUGAAAAAGCAAACGGGCAACAUCUCUUACAAUUAUUGUAUCAGCUUGAUUUCAAUCGAUACUUUAGUAGGAGUAAGCCAGACUUUAACUUAACGCAUGGUUCAUAAUAUUUUGUGUAUAUUUGUCACUGCAUUGUAUAUAUUGUACAAAAAGAUAACUUAUAAUAAUUAUUGACUAUGCAACAAGUCAUCACAUUGAAGCCAUUUUUAAUAAAACUUAAUUACGGACAAUACUCAACCACCAUUAAGCCAUGUCCCAUUAUAACCCAGCGGACGUGACUUUUGAAAACAAGAAGUGAACACUCCACUCUUAGAAGGAAACCAGUUCAAAUAUUUAUUUUUUCUUCAUAACUUUCAUAAAUAAAACCAUAUCUGAAAAAGUGA
Molecule: messenger RNA, 2437 nt
Organism: Zophobas morio
Lineage: Eukaryota; Metazoa; Arthropoda; Insecta; Coleoptera; Tenebrionidae
Gene: Grip75
Product: gamma-tubulin complex component 4
Exons: 9
Coding region: 182-2161 (659 amino acids)
Biological process (GO): mitotic cell cycle; spindle assembly; cytoplasmic microtubule organization
Cellular component (GO): spindle pole; centrosome; gamma-tubulin complex
Molecular function (GO): microtubule minus-end binding; gamma-tubulin binding
Source: RefSeq, a predicted model, not a curated record